This is a messenger RNA of Cantharellus anzutake, 1079 nucleotides long. RefSeq lists its product as uncharacterized. The record is from RefSeq and is a predicted model, not a curated record. NCBI's taxonomy places the organism in Eukaryota, Fungi, Basidiomycota, Agaricomycetes, Cantharellales, Hydnaceae. The transcript has 2 exons. Bases 382 to 1041 code for a protein of 219 amino acids.
GCCUGAUAACAAGUUUUGCAUCUGUCACUGGUCCUGGUCGUCUAGACAAACCAUCUUGACCCUAGAUUAGCCCCUGAAUUAAUGCGACACGUUGUGAAGGGAGGCGCCAGUGGCGAUCCACAAAUUCCAUAAUAAUUGGUUAACAAGAAGUGAUGAUUAGGGAGAGAAACAACCAGACAACCAUCGCCCUUUGUGCGGGGCUGGCUUUUGUUCUCAGUUUCCCACGCAAAGCACGUGACAUGCACUUGUAAUCCCUUGUUCCUUUGUCUAUAAAGGUCCUGUUGGAGCAGAUAUCCAGUGCUUCAGGCUGCUUGCCUUGCACCGUACUUGCUGUUGAAACUUCUUCUAAACUCGCUUUCAUUUAUUCUUUCGUUGCCUGCAAUGUCGACCUUUGCAACCAACGUUCCAGUUUUGGCACCGGUGCCCAUUCCAGUCGUUGCUUCGCGCUUGCGCCGAGCAGCUGCUCAUCUUUCACCUAUUAAAACAAUUCCACCGUCGUAUAAGGAGAUCAGUGACGUUUCAUUGGUAUCUGCAGCUCGAGCAGAAGGCAAGGCUGAUGGUGAAGAGGACGGACACAUCGUGAACGUUACCAUUCAGCUCGGGUCCUGCUGCAGUCGGAAACGUUUAGCACGUAGAGUGGGCAAGACGAUUCGGAUGAACUUUGAGCCCAUCUUCUCCACCAUUCUCAUCAUUUGCCUUUUUGUGCUCCUUAUUUUCUCGAUCUCCACUAUUCCCCAGUCCAUCAAUGAUACUCAUGGAGCUUCACCAUCCCUCCGAGCCGUUCCCGCCGCAUCCACGCUGAAAGGAAAUUCAAUCCGCGAACGCCUCUGGGUCUCGGGUCGCAGGAAUGUCAAUGACGUUUUCUUCCCCGCUCCCACCCAGGGCUUGCCAGUUGACAAACAACAGAAAUCGAAGCGCAUUAUCAUUGCUCCGUCUGGCAUCGCCUCUGCCAAAUUCCGACGGUCGGUACAACCAAUCGAGGAUUCUCACUCUCACCCUGAAGACCUUGGGGAGCUCUUUGGCGUUCCAAAGCGUCCCUGAAACUGUCGUUUCAAACUACUGUUCCUGUCAUGUCCCGA